Messenger RNA from Anoplopoma fimbria (sablefish), 2840 nucleotides. It is a transcript of the gene shcbp1, whose product is annotated as SHC SH2-domain binding protein 1. Gene Ontology annotation, biological process: fibroblast growth factor receptor signaling pathway. Lineage: Eukaryota; Metazoa; Chordata; Actinopteri; Perciformes; Anoplopomatidae. The coding region runs from base 65 to 2191 and encodes 708 amino acids. The record is from RefSeq and is a predicted model, not a curated record. The transcript has 13 exons.
GUGUUUGUGUAAGUUGACAGUACUCAGUAACGCCACUCUCGGGUUAGUCCGUUUUCAGUUCUCCAUGGAGCAAGAGGCACGGGACACCCCGUCUGCAGGGCCGAGGACAGCCGGGGACGAGCCGUCGGACGUUGGGAUGGAUGAUUUCGAGUCCUACGUUCACGUUGAACUCGACUUGGAGAAGAACGACGGCGGCCCUGAAGGGACACACAGUGGCUCCUAUCUCACCCCAGCUGUGCUUCAGAAGGAAGACGAGAAUGCUGAUGAGGAGGAGGAGGAUGGUGAUGAUGAAGAUGACAGCGACAGCGGCACUGACCAUUUUAACACCGAAAAGUCAGGGACUCAGCUGCAGAGAUGUGAGCGCCAGGCAGGAGGGAACUCGAGCCUCCCCGACACCUUCCAGACCAGCCACCUGCUGUUCUACGAGAGGUUCAAGGCGUACCAAGACUACAUGCUCGGAGACUGCAAGCCGUCCGAGGUAAAGGCCUUCGCAGCAGACUACCUGGAGAAGGUGGUGGAACCGUGUGAUUGGUUGGCUCUGUGGUCUACUGAUGUCUUUGAUGUCCUGGUGGAGGUGUGCGAUCUGGACUUGAAGGAUCUGAAGGCGUGUGUGAGGCUGGUGCUGCCUCUGCAGUGUGACACCAGAGGCUGUGAGCUCACCGAGGAGGCCAUGGCGUCUCUGCUGGAGGCCACUCAGCACCGGCUCCCUCUGCAGGAGCUCCUGGUGGUCUACGAGCAGUCUGGGGACUUUGAUCAGACCGCCCUCGCUCUCGAGCACCUCAGGUUUUUCUAUACACACAUCUGGAGGCAGUGGGACGAGGAAGAUGAAGAUGAUGACUUUGACUACUUUGUUCGUUGUGUGGAGCCUCGUCUUAGGCUCUACUACGACAUCUUAGAAGACAGAGUCCCAUCAGGCCUGGUGGCGGAGUACCAGUCCUUACUGGAAAACUGCUCCCAGUGCUUCCAGAAGUUCUCCGUUCUGCGCAGAGGCCUCAGCACCGACUCGGACACAGAGCUGGACAACGUGUCCAUGGUGGAGGGCCUGAAGCUCUACGACCAGCUGGAGACGCUCAAACGCAAGCUGCACAUCAUCGAGAACCCCCUGUUGAGGUACGUUCUGGGCUACAGCGGUAAUGCCAGUCAGAAGUGUGUGCAGAGCCGUGGGCUCAGAGCGUCGGGUAUGAAGGUGGUCCAUGUGGUCACAGCCUCCUGCAGCACCACCCAGCUCCAGUCCCUCCUCAGUGACCGACUGCUGCCUCUGUGUUCCUCUGAGGACACUGAUAUUCAGUUCUAUAGAGACCCAGUGUCAGCGGUGGAAAAUAGCCAUCAGGGUGACGUGGUCAUUGUUCUCCCAGGAAUCUACAGUGUCAGCAACUCCAUUUUCCUACCAGACUCCAUCACUAUAGAAGGCUUCGGGCUCCCUGAUGAGGUGGUUAUUGAGAAGAAAAACAAGGGCGACUCGUUUGUGGAGUCCACAGGAGCCGAUGUCAGACUGUCCAACAUCAAGUUCAUCCAGCACGAUGCCAUCGAGGGCAUUCUGUGUGUGCGUCAGGGGACUCUGAACAUGGAGAACUGUGUGCUGCAGUGUGAGACCACGGGUGUGAUCGUCCGAACAUCCGCUCGUCUCACCAUGAACAUGUGUGACCUGUACGGCUCCAAGGGGGCUGGUGUGGAGAUUUACCCCGGCAGUGUUUGCAGUCUGGUUGGUAACGGCAUCCAUCACUGUAAGGACGGGAUCCUCAUCAAGGACUUUGCUGGUGAGCUUGACGUGAUGCCGUCAAUCACCAUGGAGAACAAUGUGAUCCACAACAACGAAGGCUACGGGGUGAUUCUAGUGAAAUCCAACAACGGGGAACAACCUGGAGUUCCUCUGGACCAAAGUGAGGAUGGCCCUGCUGGACCCACGGCUGAAGACAAACAGCAGGCGGGUGUUACCGAUCCAACAGACCUGACAAGAAGCAGUUCGGCAGACGUUAAGUCGGAGUCGGCAGAGAACAGCAACAGCACAGACUGUGACGGAGCCUCCACCUCAGGCAGGAAGUGGCACCUGAUACGCCAGCUGAGCAGAAACAAAGAGACGUCCUGCAGCCGAGCUGUCCAGGACCUGAUGGACCACCAGAUCUUCGUCUCCAUUCAGGGAAACCAGUUCAGACGCAACGGCAUGGGUGACCUCGGCACCUUUUUCUACUGAGCGACGGCUUCAGACUUGGCGGUUUGUCGACACACGCCGGCACACUCGGAGCCGUCACGCAUCUUUUUUUUUAAAUCCUUCCACGGUUUAUUUGAUGACCGCUUUGUGUUUUUUUGUUUUUUUUAGAUGAUUUCUUUUGUUUGUUUCAUGAGAUACAUAUUGCUGAUUCACAGCAGAGACGAUGAUCGUGUUCCCGUGUAGGAAGUGUGAUGUGAUCAGUUAUGAUGCCUAUGUGUGUGUCACUCUGGCUUUGACUCUGACUUCUUCCAGUUUGAACUUGCACAAAUGCUUUUAUCUUAUUUAUUCCUUUUUGGGCUCCUAAUGCUAAAUGUUUUUAAUAUUGUUUUUUUUUUUUUUUUUUUUUAAAUCCACUUGUCACUUUGAAUGCAGUUUUGUUGGUUCCACUUCAGAUUGAAUAAUUGUAACCUUUUUAAGGUGGUAGCUUGUUUUGAAAGCAGUGCACAGUUCACAGAAAGAUUAGUUUCCUUUUGUUCACAAGAUGUUCACGUGGUGCCUCUGUGCUUUUAAAGGUUUGAUGGUGUAUGUUAUGGUCGAGGGAAGUCUUCAGGUUGACAGACUGAUUGAUGAUACAAAUGAGUCUUAAACUGUUACUUGUGAGGAUUGUGAAUAUAAUGAAUGUCCUGCACAU